Molecule: messenger RNA, 669 nt
Organism: Myiozetetes cayanensis
Lineage: Eukaryota; Metazoa; Chordata; Aves; Passeriformes; Tyrannidae
Exons: 3
Source: RefSeq, a predicted model, not a curated record
AAGAAGAACAAGAAGAAAAAUAAGAACAAGGACAAGAAGAAGGAAGAAAAAGGAAAGAAAAAGAAAAAGAAAAAGAAAAAAAGAAAAAAGAAAAAGAAAAAGAAAAGAAAAAAGAAAAAGAAAAAGAAAAAGAAAAAGAAAAAGAAAAAAAAGAUAAAGAAAAAGAAAAAAAAGAAGAAAAAGAAGAAAAAGGAGAAGAUAAACAAGAAGGACAAGAUGACGAAGAAAAAGAAGCAGACCAACAAGAAAAUCAACAGGAAAAAGAACAUGAAGAAGAAGAAAAGCAAGAAGAAGAGGAAGAAGAACAAGAAGAAGAAAAACAAGAAGAGGAAGAAGUACAAGAACACAAAAAGGAAGAUCAAGAACAAGAAGUGAAAGAAGAAGAAAAAGGAAAAAGAAACCAGAAAGAAGAACAAAAAUAAGAAGAAGAGAAGAAGAAAAAAAACCAAGAACAACAAGAACAAAAAGAAGAACAAGAAGAAAAAGAAGAAAAGAAGAUGAAAACAUAAAAAGAAGAAGAAGAAGAGGAGCAAGAAGGACAAGAAGAAGAACAAAAACAAGGAGAUGAACAUCAAAAAAAAGAAGAACAAGAAGAAGGAAAAGAAGAACAAGAAUAAGAACACGAAGAAGAAAAAGAAGAAAGACAAGAAAAGGAGGAAUAAAAAGAAC